GCCGCCACCACCGCCGCCACCGCCAUCAGCUACCAGCAAAACUCUGCCGAGGUUACCAGGAGGCCUUCACCCGUACACAAACGUGGCACCUUACGAAAUAGUGGCCGACGUUCAUGAGAACAGCUCUGACACAGAGUCCAUUCCACCUCCGCCGGAGUUCGGUGAUAGCAGCAGCUCGGGCCGCGACAAGAGCCCUCUGCGUCGACUCCACGCCCUCUCCUCAGCCAGCAGCACCUCCAGCGGGCCUCCCGUGCCGCUACCGCCCAAACCCGCCCCCGCCCCCGCCCCGGACGCGCCGCCCGCGCCCCUGCCGCCCAAACAGAAACGGCGGGAGGCCGGCCACCGCGCCGCCCCCGCCGCCGCCCCCACCCAAAACGGCGACUCCUGCCGCCCACAAGGCGCCUCCCCCGCCACCCCCUCCCCCUCCGCCGCCCCCGCCGCCACCCCCUCCACCCCCGCCUCCUCCGAGCCAGGGCGGCAGCGCCGAGUCGUCCGCGGCAGAGGGCAGCACCUCCGAGGAGCAGACUCUGCGGCCCAGUCAGCUUAAACAGGCGUCCCAGGGCGCCGACACCAGUCUUUCAACGCUGCGGGAAGCGCGUCAGGUCCGCGGCAGCCGCCCCACCUCCCUGCCCGCGGACGCCGGGGAGCACCUUUUCUGCCCAGCUGCAGGCGGUGACAGGCGACCCGUCCAGCUCGGCCGGCACCCUGCUGACCACCGCCGCCAAACUCAAACACAUGCCGGCCGUGCCGUUCAUCCCGCCCAAGUUCCCGUCGCUCGCCGACCCCAACCAGCUCAUCAAACCGUCAGAGUACCUGCGCUCGAUCGGCGGCCGGCCGAUUGCGCCGCCUGGCGGCCGGCAGACGGCGCCACCGUCGGAGCAGGGCGCCGAGGACGGUCCCGUCAGCCUGAGCUCCGACAGCGGCGUGGACUCGAUCGCCUCGUCCCAGCCGGCGCCGCCGCCGCUGCCGGCGAUCCCUGAGGCGGCCCAGGAGGGCGGACCUCCGCCUCCCCCGCCCCCUCCGGCUCCUGCGGCCGGUCCGCCGCUGGUGGCUAUCUCGGCCAGUCAGCUGCAGCAGGUGCAGCUGAGGAAGACGGCCGACAAACUCACCAAGACCUACUCGGCGCCCGUGGGCGGCGCGACAACAGCCAACAACAACAUGUUGGUGAAGAAAGACGACGUCAUCGCCGAGCUGAAGCGCAGCAAGGACAUGGAUGGCGUACGAAAACUGCGGGAGGAGCGGGCCAAGUCGGCCGUGCAGAUCCUCCGGGAGGAGAGCAAGGAGAUGAGCAAGGAGUUCACCGCCGAGGCUUUCCUCAGCGAGAUUCCCGAGACGGACGCGGCCGGUAACACGAUUCCGGCGUGGAAGCGACAAAUGAUGGCGCGAAAGGCAGCUGAGCGCGCCAAAAUCGCCGCCGAGGAGCAGCGUCUGAAGGACCUGGAGCAGCAGAAGAUGCAGGCGCUGCCGCCCUGGAAGCGGCAGCUGAUCGCCAGGAAGGAGGAAGAGGACGCCAAACGCCGCUCGAUGACCAGCUGCCGACGGGUGCCGAUGGCGGCGCCCACCCCCGAGGAAAUGAUGAAGACAAGAGCGGCAGGACCGCUGGCCGUGCACCGGUAGUAGAGGCUGCCGGCCGGGAGGGCGCUCUGUACCGCUCGUGGGUGUUCUGCCCCCGGCUAGGGACGUUGAGUGCCGACCUGCAGGACCUGCAGGUUCUGUCCCGGCCCCGGGGAGUCCUGUCCCGGCCCAAGGCGUCUUGUCCCGGCCCGAGGCGCUUCGUUCCGGCCAUGGGCGUCCUUGUGCCGGCGCGGCGCGUCCCAGUUGUGCCGUCCGAUCGGAGGCCGCAGGCGGACUCUCGGUCCCGCCGGCAGACGGACCGGACCUUCCGUGGUGAUAUCUCUGCUUACCGUCCGCAGCCGCCGUCCGUGGGGUGAUGUAUGGUGAGUGGAGUCCCCAGUCACCACUGCACUGUCGACAGUGGCGACGUCUGAGACAGAGCCUCUCUCGCUCAGAGAGCCGCCACAAACACAUGUGUCAGGCUCAGCCAGCAGCCGACAGAGGCCACUCGGCUGUAAUAGACACCGCGAGGAGCCGCCGUUCUGCGCACCAACCUUGAGAGAAGCUGCUGGAAGGACAGGAGGACGCGCGCGGAUUCCAGGCAGGAGGGCGCCGGCAGCCGGUGUCUCCUGCUCGGGGGGACGUGGGGGGGGGGGUCUCAGCACUGCGUGCUGACCGGGGCGACACGGGACAAUGCCAUGUGAUACUGUGUCCCGUGCGCCCCGAGGCGGCUGCGUCUGGUUGACGCAUCAGAUGUGCGAGCGUGUUGAAAGUGUGGAAGUGUGAGUGCUUGCGAUUGUGGACAGUAGCUUAUAACUAAUGUUCAUUUGUCCAGAGAAUGCAUGUUUGGAGUGAGUGUGUUUAUCUAGUGCUUAUCACUUGCUCUGUUAACCAUGGGUCGAAUGCCAGCAGGACAUACUUGGUCGUAAACGUCUUUGGAUGCUUUUAGAUGGCUUAGGUCUCAUAUGUGUUAAACACGUAGACGAGACAUUUUCUCUGAACACUUUUCAGUGAUUGGAAAGUGCUUAAAGAGAUAACGCAGAAGUAGAAUUGUAUGUACGGACGUUUUGACAGGCGUCGUGAUAUGAAUUCAAGGAAUGUAUGAAGACUUUACGUGACAAGAUGACGUAUAUUCGACUACAUAACAGCAGAGCUACAUAAGUAGAUUUUGAACUACGUGAUGAUCUGAAAUACAACUGGUUGGAUACCACGAA
Amphibalanus amphitrite is the source of this 2768-nucleotide messenger RNA. Its product is annotated as espin-like. NCBI's taxonomy places the organism in Eukaryota, Metazoa, Arthropoda, Thecostraca, Balanomorpha, Balanidae. Gene Ontology annotation, molecular function: actin filament binding. The coding region runs from base 736 to 1617 and encodes 293 amino acids. The record is from RefSeq and is a predicted model, not a curated record. The transcript is spliced from 7 exons. Gene Ontology annotation, biological process: actin filament bundle assembly. Gene Ontology annotation, cellular component: cytoplasm.